Myxocyprinus asiaticus (Chinese sucker) is the source of this 6317-nucleotide messenger RNA. RefSeq names its product transmembrane protein 131-like. NCBI's taxonomy places the organism in Eukaryota, Metazoa, Chordata, Actinopteri, Cypriniformes, Catostomidae. The coding region runs from base 230 to 5551 and encodes 1773 amino acids. The transcript has 44 exons. Gene Ontology annotation, cellular component: membrane. The record is from RefSeq and is a predicted model, not a curated record.
UCACCAUGCGUCGGAAUUAUGCGCCUUUUAUUUAUUGCAUUUAUUCACAUGGCACAGGCAAACAAACAAGCUUUCAUACAGUCAGUCAACAUCCUGGAGGUACUACAUUUUGGGGAAGGAAGCCUCUUGCAGCUGCCAUACUUGUAACCAUCAGCAGGAGAAAACAAUGGCGGUGAAUGGAAAAACACCUGAAAACUAUAUCAAGAAAAACCUCAAACGCUUUUGAUCCAUGCCAAGUCCCAGGAAAGGUGUAUACAGGUCUGAGACAGAGUCUGAUAUUGAUCUUGGCUCAUAUCAUCAAAAAAGAUUUGUUCUUGCAAUGCCACAACAAAUUACAGGGAUGCAAACUCAUGAGGGGCGAAAAAGUGCGUCCUCUCAGAGAGGGAACAGCAGACCCAUACGCUUUGAACCUCCAAUGCUGGACUUUCAUGAACAGCCAGUUGGGAUGCCAAAAAUGGAAAAAGUUUACUUACAGAAUCCAAGUUCAGAAGAAAUAAGUUUAAUAUCAAUAUCAGCAACAACAUCACAUUUUCAUGCAUCCUUUUUUCAGAAUAGGAUAAUUCCACCUGGAGGCAACACCUCGUUUGAUGUGGUGUUUCUAGCUCGAGUAGUAGGGAAUGUAGAAAAUACCUUAUUUAUUAACACAUCCCAUCAUGGAGUGUUUACAUACCAGGUGUUUGGUGUGGGCAUCCCAAAUCCCUACAGACUCAGGCCCUUUGUAGGGGCCAGAGUUCCAGUAAAUAGUAGCUUCUCGCCACUCAUAAGUAUCUUCAACCCACAUAGUGAACCACUCCAGGUUGUAGAAAUGUAUACCAGUGGAGGAGACCUACAUUUAGAGCUGCCUACUGGACAGCAGGGUGGCACGAAACCAUUAUGGGAGAUUGCUCCAUUUGAGACUAAGGGUGUUAUGAGAGCCAGCUUCUCUUCUCGAGAUGCUGACAACCACACAGCCUUCAUCAGAAUUAAAACGAAUGCGUCCAACGAGGACGAGUUUAUCAUCCUCCCUGUGGAGGUAGAAGUCACCACAGCACCUGGAAUAUACUCAUCCACAGAGAUGCUGGACUUUGGUACGCUUCGAUCGCAAGAUCGACCAAAACAACUGAAUUUGCAUCUGUUAAAUUCAGGAGCAAAAGAUGUAUCGAUCAUGAGUGUUCGGCCAACUCCAUCUAAUGAAGCUGUCUCAGUUGAGUUCAAGCAAAUCACGCUAAAAGCAGGAGAGAGCCGAUAUACCAAAGUCGCAAGUAUUAGUUUUGAUGCUUCUAAAGCAAGAAGAUCAGACCAGUUUUCUGGGAAAAUAACAGUGAAGGCAAAAGAGAAAAGCUACUCAAAACUUGAAAUCCCUUACCAAGCUGAGGUUUUAGAAGGGUACCUGGGCUUCGACCACACAGCCACCCUGUUCCACAUCAGAGACAGCCCAGUAGAUCCAGUGGACAGGCCCAUCUACCUCACCAAUACCUUCAACUUUGCCAUACGCAUCCACAAUGUGUCCCUGCCUGAGGAGGCCAAGACCAUGUUCGAUGUGCUUAAUUUCAGUACGCCAGUACUUAUCCCUCCCAAUGAGUCGCGCUACAUUUUCUACCUUCUGUUUCGACCAGUACGACCCUCCAUCCACAUUGACAGCAACAUCCUCCUAAUCACCAAUGCAUCUAAAUUUCACCUGCCAGUCAGGGCCUACACAGGCUUCCUGGAGCCCAUUGUUCUUCCUCCUUGUCCUCGAGAGCACAUUUUGGACUUUGGUGUCCUAAGUGCCACGGACACCAGCAGUUUGGUGUUUGUGGUGGUCAACAGCAACCCAAUAGAGAAGAAAGUCAUACGGGUGUGGAAGGACAUAAGGUUGGAGAUAAAGUCAUGGUUGGUGACAGGAGAUAGUCUGUCAAUGGAGUUGCUUAACACAGAAAGAGGGAACAGAAGUGUAGCACUGAGCAGAAUCAGAGAACUCCAAAACACCUCGGCUGCUCAGUACAAAACUGUAAUCUUAGCCUCGGGCUAUUAUGCAGCGUUUAAAGUCACUUUGGUGGCUAAAGCUUUAGAGGGAGUCUAUGAUGGAGCUGUACACAUUACAACAGACUAUGAGAUAUUGACCAUCCCUGUAAAGGCUCUCAUAGCAGUAGGAACUUUAAGCUGUUCACCCAAACACAUCAUUCUUCCCCCUUCCUUUCCGGGAAAAGUAGUUCACCAAGGGUUCAGCAUCCAGAGUUCUUUUUCACAGAAAGUAAGGCUUCAACAAAUUCGUUCUCUCACUGAGGACGUCCGGUUUUACUUCAAACGACUUCGCAAUAACAAAGUGGAGUUGGAACCCAGACGAAAGUCCAAGAUAGCAAACAUUUAUUUUGAUGCCAGCUUGCAUUGUGGUGAUCACUGUUAUGUGGGAUUGCCCUUUGUGCUGAAAUCGGAGUCCAGGCCUCAUGGUUUGGUUAUGCAGGAGGACAUAUGGGAUGCUGAUGUAGAUCUACAUCAGCGCCUCCUGAAAAGAUGGAGAGAGCUCAAAGAGCAGUCAGGCCUUGAGGUUGAAGCUUUUUUCGAAGUGAACACAGAUCUUCAGAAGAACGUGCAGGCCAGAAUCUCAGCACAGCUUACGUGGCCCUCGCUGGUCAACUCAUCACAACAGAUUCAUUUCCCUCUCACAAACACCAACAGCUCCUCGGAAGAAGAAGUGAUUCUAGAAAACCCUGCUGACGUCCCAGUCUAUGUUCAGGUUCUUCCUGUGGCUUUUUACCCGAAUCCCUCAGUGUUCACAGGAAAACUUGCUGAUAGCUUCCCUUUAGAAACGUUGUCUAACAUCAACAUUGACAUAAAUACACUGGAAUUUCAGGUCCAGAAAAACCAAUCUUCAGUAAUGAAGAGCUCCACAGGAUUUGCUGAAGGAUUGAUUCGGCCCUAUGUAUACAACUUACUCCUUAUGCCUGGGGAGGUGAAGUCCUUCAAUGUGAGAUUCAGACCCAUCAACAAUCACAGUGUCUCCUCUCUGCUGGUUGUCAGAAACAACCUGACUGUAGUAGAUUUGAUCAUGGUCCAUGGUCAAGGCACCACAGAGAGUCUGAAGCUAGCUGGUAAAGCCCCAGGUCUUGGCAGCUCACUAAGGUUUAAACUUACAGAGACAUUCCUCAGAGACUGUUCAGAAGUCAAAUCCAAGGAACCAAACUUUACUCUUCGAAGGACUUUCAGGCUGGAGAAUACAGGGCUUCUCCCAAUUUACACCCGAUCUAUUGAGAUCAGUGGCAAUGCAUGUGAGGGCUAUGGAUUCAAAGUUCUCAACUGUGAAGAAUUUGCACUCAACCCAAACACUUCAAAAGACCUCAUCAUACUGUUUACACCAGAUUUCACAUCAUCUCGAGUGAUCCGGGAGCUGAAGUUGGUGACUGCGGGGGGCUCAGUAUUUGUGUUCAUGCUGAAUGCCUCAUUGCCGUAUCAUAUGUUGGCAGUGUGUGCAGAGACUCUUCCCCGACCCAGCUGGGAGCUUGAGCUAUACAUCAUCAUCUCCCUCAUUAUGAGCUCCAUGUUCCUACUGGUCAUCGCCACAGCCUAUCUGGAGGCCCAAGGAAUAUGGGAGCCCUUCAAACGACGGUUGUCUAUAGAAUCCAACUCUCCCAUGGAGACUGGAAAACCAUUUGACCUCAGGGAAAUUGUACGAAUUCAAAGUGAUGCUAACUUGAAUGAUUUUGCUGACUCAAACCAGAACUCCACAAGAGGAAUGUACGGGUCAGGCGGUGGCGGGCGGGUUGGGGGUCGGCAAAGUGGUCCGAACUCCAAUUCCAAUGGCAUUCUGCCAGACAGCAAGCCCAGAUCUGGUUCAGGCCGCUCUGGAUCUAUGCACUCCUCCUCCACCUUUUCGCUCAAUAAAGAUAGUGGCCAGGGACUCAACCAGCUGACAAACCGUAAGGCCCGGAAUUUCAAGCAGCAGCAGCAGCAGCAGGGCUCAGGCCUCCAUGAGGACCUCCAGAGCUCAGGACCCUCACAAUCCAACAGGUCCCACAGUACAGAGGAUCAUGAUUACAACAGACUCCUGGUUGCCAUGGAUAAAGACCUUGACAGGCCUGAGUCUCCUGCCAUUAAUGUGUCUUCUGAACAGAAUUCACAACAGUCAUUACAAAACAAAGUGCUUGAAAUAAAAGGGAAAGUGAAGAAUAAAACAAAAGCUCUUAAAAAGAAAGAGGAGAAAGAGAGGAAAACAAAGGGAAAGACUCAAGGAGAAGAUUCAAAAGAGCCACUGGCAGACAUUGAUGACUGCUCCUCUACAACCACAGAGACCUCUAACCCAGACGUGGAGGCCAAUAUUAAAGAGGAGCCAGUGAAGGCGAAAGGAAAAACAGUGACAAUGGACAAUGGAAAAGAAGAAAUUACUCCCUCCCCCACCAAACCAAAAAAUAAGAAACAAUUAGCCACAAAGAAGGAGAACCAAGUGGAGAAAUCCAGUUCUCUAGAACUCCCUUACGUCACCCCCCUGGAAAAACAGGAUAAGCGCAAGACCUUCACAAAAACCCUGGCCAAUACAGGACUUCACAGUGUCUCCAAACCACGGGCUCUGAGCAAAAUGGUCAGUGGGAAAAUGGGGGAUGAGCGUCCAUUGUCACUUGGAAAGUUUUUAUCCAAUGGCACCAUGCAGGAGCUGGGCCAUAGCAGUGGAUCAGAAGGGGAGAAAGAGUCUCCCCCACCAGAAUGGGAUGUUCCCCUCAGCAAAACUGGCAACCAAGCAGACAGUCUUCAGCAGAUAUCUAUGCAGACCAUGUAUGCAGACCCCUUCCUGAAAGGACCUAAUUCAGUUAUCUCCAGAACUUGUUCCCCACCCCCAACCUCCCCGAACCUGGUGGCUCGUGGAAGCUACAACAGUGUGUUCCACAUCAGCAGCGAGGCUAAUUUAAAGAAGGCUCCAGGGAAUAAGCUCACCAAUUUGGCCUCCCUGCCUGGUCAAAAUGGAAAUCCAACUUUUGCAGCUGUAGCUGCUGGCUAUGACAAAAGCCCUGGUGGUAGUGGCUCAGGUAAGAUGGAUGGCCUGGGGAAAAUGGCACUAUCUCACAUGACAUCAGUGGAGAGUGAUGGUUCUGACAGUUCUGGACUGUGGAGCCCAGUGGACCACACCAACAGCCCCAGUUUUGGUCAGGUUAAUGCUUUCUCUACUUUUGGACCCAACAACCCGCUCAACCUCUCUGGAGUUUUCAGAGGCAUGACUGUUCCAAAAUGUUCAGAGCCCCAGCAGAGUUGGUCUGAUUACACUCCAGUAUCCCCAUCCAUUUGGGAUACUGAGCCUUCUAAUUCUUGGGCUAGCAGCACUGGAUCUCCAGCAACUCCAACAACUUCCAUUUUGGGGAAUGCACGCAGUCCCUGGUCCUUCAGCAGCUCCAUCUGGUCUACAGGCAACGACUCCACUCUGCACUCCUUCAACCCUCCUACUUCCUCCACUCUCACUAACAUAGUCAGCCACACUGCGCCACCCACACCUUCCCCCAAUGACAUGGGCCACUCCUACAACCCUUGGAGCAUGGGGUGGUCUCCCUCACUAAAUCGCUGGAACUCUGAGCCAUGGCCAAACAGCCCAGACAACAACAGCAUCUGAGACAGAAUAGCCCAAUUGAGCGACAGAAAGUGCAAUGGUUUCUAAUCUUAUUUUAGUUCUCCUGGUUAAACAGUACUUUGUGUACAGCAAGAUUAUUUUAAUGAUGAAAAGUCAUAAAUUGUAAUGGUAAAAAUGUACACUGGAAAUCCAGUGUUGCAUUUCCAAGUCCCCCUCAAAAUUCAGACCUAUUUAUAUUGGUGGGGUAUAAUACAAAUUGCCUUAAGUUAAAUUUUAAAUGACAUAAUGAAUGAAAGAUUGAAGACAUUGGCUGAAUGCUGUCGCCCUUGUAGGGAUGAUUUUCUUUACGAUUUUAGAGAUUUCCUGUUUUGAGUAAUACUGCAUUGUUUGGAAUUAAAGUAUAUGUCCCAGUAUUACUUUGUUUAAAAUGCAAGAUGCAGUGUUACUCAACUUUAAAAUAAGCACUUUGCAUAAAACCCCACUCUUACAGAUCUAUUAUUUUGGUUAUUUGAGUGCAUUUGGCCACAAUUGUUGGUCCACUUAACGUUCAGAAAGGGGUACGACAAUAAUUUUCAUGUUAAUUAGGACCGUAAUGUCGUCUUCCCCCUUUAAGUCAAAGCCAAAUGGUAAAAGCUUUAAGGAUUUGAGAUUUUAUUUUUAAUUGACCUACACUUAAAGUGAAAAGCUUUAUUUGCUGAAAUUGGCUUUUAAUUUGACCGAGAUUCCAUACAUUUUUAUGUGCAUUCAUUUGUCCCUUAAAGAGUGAAAGAUUGCUCAAAUUGGUUGAAAUAAACAUAUCAGGCUGGAA